UAGCCAUAAAGACCUUAAACAUGCUGGUCACGAAUACAGGUUAUGCAGUCGAGCCUUACAAAAGCUGUCCUCAUCUACUUUAUACCCUUUUCAACAUGCUGCGCAGAGAGGAGUCUCGUCAGAUACGCCGUGAGGUUAUCCGAGCUUUCGGCCUUGUAGGUGCCUUGGAUCCACUGAAAUUGAAGAUCAAUCUUAAUUUAAUAGAUUCCAUCGGGGAUACGGGUAUUGCCAUUAGUCUUUACGAGAGACCUGAGCGAAAAGAAGGUUAG
Protopolystoma xenopodis is the source of this 269-nucleotide messenger RNA. NCBI's taxonomy places the organism in Eukaryota, Metazoa, Platyhelminthes, Monogenea, Polystomatidea, Polystomatidae. The record is from the annotation of a GenBank genome assembly.